This is a messenger RNA of Haliotis rufescens (red abalone), 1094 nucleotides long. RefSeq names its product dehydrogenase/reductase SDR family member 11-like. The transcript has 7 exons. The record is from RefSeq and is a predicted model, not a curated record. Bases 67 to 834 code for a protein of 255 amino acids. Gene Ontology annotation, molecular function: oxidoreductase activity. NCBI's taxonomy places the organism in Eukaryota, Metazoa, Mollusca, Gastropoda, Lepetellida, Haliotidae.
UGAAACAUCCCUUCAUAAAAGGCUAGGGACAGGUUGCUGCAGUCGUCAGCCAUCACCCACUCAGACAUGCAGCGGUGGUCGGGACGUGUAGCUCUCGUGACAGGAGCCUCGGCCGGUAUUGGGGCGGGGCUGGUCAAGGCACUGGUCAAGCAUGGCAUGAAGGUGGUGGGGUGUGCAAGGCAUGUCGACAAAAUACAGAAACUAGCUGAUGAGUUGAAGGAUGAACCUGGCACGGUCAAGGCAGUGCGUUGUGACGUAUCCAAGGAAGAAGAUGUCCUGGCGAUGUUCCAGAUGAUCAGGGCUGACCCUGACCUUGGCGGGGUGGACGUGUGCAUCAACAACGCAGGUCUGGCCCACAACGAACCUCUGUUGACAGGAAGCACUCCCCUGUGGAGAGAAAUGGUGGAUGUGAAUAUCCUCGGCGUAUGUGUGUGCACCAGGGAGGCCUUUAAGUCCAUGCAGGAGAGGAAGGUUGAUGAUGGGCAUAUCAUCCUUCUCAACAGUCUGUCCGGACACAGAGUGAUGCCGCUGCGUGCAAUGCAUUUCUAUUCCGCUACAAAGUUUGCUGUCACUGGGUUGUGUGAAGGACUCCGAAAAGAGCUCAGAGAGAUGAAAAGCGGGAUCCGUGUUACGUCGAUCUGUCCUCGUUUGGUGCAGACAGAGUUCUUCACUCGAAUGUACAAGGAUAACGAAAAGUCCAACGCCGGUUUUAGUGAGUCUCUGCAGCCUCUCCAGACGGAAGACGUCGUCAGCACAAUUGUAUUUGCCCUGCAGUCGCCAGAACACAUGGAGAUUAUAGACCUUCUGGUGAAACCUACUUCUGAAGCCAUUUAGCUGGACGAAGAAUAUAAAGUACAAGAUAUCAGAGAACGACCAACGACUUCUUGAAGCAAAUAUUUUAAUUUUGACAGAACAAUCUAUUUCAAAUGAGUUAUAGUAUUACAGAAACAUAUGUUAGCUGGUUUACACACCUAGUGUGUUGGUACUGUUUUGUUUUGUUUGUUUGUUUGUUGUUUAACUCCGCACUCAGCAAUAUUCCAGCUAUAUGACGGCGGUCUGUAAAUUAUCGAGUCUGGACCAGACAAUUCAGUGAU